GAUGUUGAACAUUGCUCAAAAAUAUGAAAUUUUUUUGAAAGAUAUGGUGAAGAGGAUCCCUUCUUUAGAUUUGAACUAAGUAAUGGAAACGGAGCUCAUGGAAUGCCAUUGGAGGAUGAUUGGGUUAAUGUGAGAAGGUUAUGCAUUUUGCUUGAAAAAUUUUAUAAGCUAACAAUACGUGUUUCAGGUUCUUCAUAUGUGAUAAGUAAUUUUUUUUGUUCAAGAAAUUGGUGAUGUUGUUUGUGAUUUGCAAAAAUGGAGAUUGUCUAAUAAUGCAUCAUAUGCUAGAAUUGCUAAUACAAUGACAGAUAAAUAUGAGAAAUAUUGGGGAAGUUAGGAGAAGACGGACAUGUUAAUUUACAUUGCGGCAAUUCUUGAUACACGAAAUAAAGAAGAUUUUGUGAAUUUUAUUCUUGAGCUUACAUACGGUGAGAAAGAAAGUGUUGAUAAGCUAAAAUUCAUCAAAAAUGCUGCAUUUGCAUUAUUCAAUGAGUACAAAAUUAAAUAUGGAACAGAAAUAGAUGCAAGUGGGCAAAGUGCUUCAUGUAAUAAUAUUAACGAUAAUGAUGUUAAUCAAAUAACCGAUGUAAGAAGUCUGUUUAAAAGGUUGAAAGUUGCAAAAGGAAGUGCCGAAGCAAAAUUAGAGUUGGAAAGAUUUCUAAGCGAGGACGUUGAAGCCGAUCAAAGUAACUUUGAUAUUUUAGCUUAUUGGAAAGUUAAUAGUGCAAGGUUUCCAAUUCUCUCUCGGAUGGUUCGUGAUGUAUUGGCUGUUCCAAUCUCUACAGUUGCUUCUGAGUCUGCAUUUAGUAUAGGUGGCCGAGUACUUGAUCCAUUUAGGAGCUUAUUAACUCCGAGAAUGGUACAAACCCUAGUAUGCACUUCCGAUUGGCUUCGAAACUUGUUGGCUACGCCGGGUUCAAGAAAAAUUUGCUUUGAAGAAGAUUUGGAUGCUCUUGAGAAGCUAGACAUAGGUAUUUACCAUUUAUGUUUUUGUAUGUUAAAUGAUUUGAUUUUUUCUUAAUUUUUUAUUUGUUUAUCUUUCAUAUUUGGGUAAGCUUUCAAUUGAACCUCCAAUCACAGAUUUGUAAGAGCUUUCAUGGAAGAAUGCAGAUUUGUAAGUCUUUAUUAUCCACUAGCUGGAUACCUCCAGCCCACACAAAACACAACCAAUUAUACUGCUUCUUCUUCUUCUU
Molecule: messenger RNA, 1193 nt
Organism: Asparagus officinalis (garden asparagus)
Lineage: Eukaryota; Viridiplantae; Streptophyta; Magnoliopsida; Asparagales; Asparagaceae
Product: zinc finger BED domain-containing protein RICESLEEPER 2-like
Exons: 1
Coding region: 350-1021 (223 amino acids)
Molecular function (GO): protein dimerization activity
Source: RefSeq, a predicted model, not a curated record